This is a messenger RNA of Cucurbita pepo subsp. pepo (vegetable marrow), 1434 nucleotides long. Its product is annotated as alcohol dehydrogenase class-3. The record is from RefSeq and is a predicted model, not a curated record. Gene Ontology annotation, molecular function: S-(hydroxymethyl)glutathione dehydrogenase [NAD(P)+] activity; zinc ion binding; alcohol dehydrogenase (NAD+) activity. Gene Ontology annotation, biological process: formaldehyde catabolic process. NCBI's taxonomy places the organism in Eukaryota, Viridiplantae, Streptophyta, Magnoliopsida, Cucurbitales, Cucurbitaceae. Gene Ontology annotation, cellular component: cytosol.
UGGGUCUUCCACUUCUUUUUUCUCUCUAGCCUCUCAUUCUUCUUCCUCGAUCUCUUUCACUGUGUUCAGUUCUAUUCAUGGCGACUCAAGGUCAAGUUAUCACCUGCAAAGCGGCGGUGGCCUGGGAACCCAACAAGCCAUUGGUGAUCGAGGAUGUUCAGGUGGCUCCGCCACAAGCCGGCGAGGUUCGAGUCAAGAUCCUCUACACUGCUCUUUGUCACACUGAUGCUUAUACCUGGAGCGGCAAGGACCCUGAAGGUCUCUUCCCCUGUAUUCUUGGUCAUGAGGCUGCAGGGAUAGUAGAGAGUGUUGGUGAAGGUGUGACGGAAGUUCAGCCUGGAGACCAUGUAAUUCCUUGCUACCAAGCAGAAUGUCGAGAAUGCAAGUUUUGCAAAUCAGGGAAAACAAAUCUUUGUGGCAAAGUCCGUGCUGCCACUGGAGUGGGAGUGAUGAUGUCAGAUCGUCAGAGUCGUUUCUCCGUAAAUGGAAAACCUAUAUAUCACUUCAUGGGCACGUCAACAUUUAGUCAAUACACUGUUGUUCAUGAUGUCAGUGUUGCAAAGAUUGAUCCCACGGCUCCAUUGGAUAAAGUAUGCCUUCUUGGAUGUGGUGUUCCCACAGGCCUUGGAGCUGUUUGGAACACAGCAAAAGUAGAGCCAGGGUCCAAUGUGGCUAUUUUUGGCCUAGGGACUGUAGGCCUUGCGGUGGCAGAAGGUGCCAAAGCCGCUGGUGCCUCACGCAUAAUCGGCAUUGAUAUUGACAGCAAAAAGUUUGAACUUGCUAAGAAAUUUGGAGCCAAUGAAUUUGUGAACCCAAAGGAACAUGACAAACCUAUUCAGCAGGUCAUCGUUGAUCUCACAGAUGGUGGGGUUGACUAUAGUUUCGAGUGCAUAGGGAAUGUCAAUGUGAUGAGGUCUGCUCUGGAGUGCUGCCACAAGGGCUGGGGGCAAUCGGUCAUUGUGGGAGUUGCAGCAUCUGGCCAGGAAAUAUCCACAAGGCCUUUCCAGUUAGUGACUGGUCGCGUCUGGAAAGGAACAGCUUUUGGUGGGUUCAAGAGUCGUUCCCAAGUCCCUUGGCUCGUUGAAAAGUACUUGAAGAAGGAAAUCAAAGUUGACGAAUACAUAACGCACAACUUGACCCUGGAAGAGAUCAACAAAGCCUUUGAUCUCAUGCAUGGAGGCGAUUGCCUGCGCUGCGUUCUUUCGGCCCAUCCCUAAGCUCUAACGCGAAUUUCAUCUGUUCUUCAUUAUGUAAGUUCCUAAAAUAAUGAUGUGUUGAAAUCUGACCAUAUAUGCAAUGAUCCAUAAUGUUUUCGAUAUUUGAAUUUGGAUGGUAUCGGUGAUGAUAAAAAGUGAACAUGAUAUUAGUGUAGAGAACUUGGUGGAUCCUUGAAGUUGUUUGAUCCUGUGAAUGCUGCAAUCAGUUCCUCCAUCA